Trichophyton benhamiae CBS 112371 is the source of this 1608-nucleotide messenger RNA. RefSeq names its product SET domain protein. The record is from RefSeq and is a predicted model, not a curated record. Gene Ontology annotation, cellular component: nucleus. Bases 1 to 1608 code for a protein of 535 amino acids. NCBI's taxonomy places the organism in Eukaryota, Fungi, Ascomycota, Eurotiomycetes, Onygenales, Arthrodermataceae. Gene Ontology annotation, molecular function: histone H4K20 methyltransferase activity; protein binding. The transcript has 3 exons.
AUGCCACGCACACCUGCCGUCGAGAAGAGGGAGAGAUUGACGCUCUCUCAGCUCGCAACAUAUGAUGAUAUCUUGACAGAUACCCUUGUGGACCAUGCUUUCUUUUGGACCACCAUUCGCAAAAACAGGACCAAAUACUUCCCUGUCAGGGGCAUCAACGAGGACACUAUUACGUCUAUUCUCCUUCACGAUGUAAUCGUCGCCAAAGACGUGCCGAAGGCAGAGAAGCAGCUUCUAGCGCUUCCUGGACUUAAGAAAUUCACCGAUAGGCUUCAUUCUGACCGGGAAAGGGAAUGGUUUCGUCGACAUCUUCGCAAAUACAUAUCAAUAUAUCUCCCUGAUUGCCCAUUUGAGGUUACAACUACAAAUAGAUAUACGGUUUUGACCCAUGAGGCGGCUGUCUCUGCUAGGAAAUUCAUACCGUCCGGUCAUCCGGUGAAAUAUCUCAGCGGGACACUAGUUUCAAUUACCAAGGAGGAAGAAAAUGACCUUGACCUUACCAAACGGGAUUUCAGCAUUGUUAUGUCGACCAGGAAAAAGACAGCGUCCCUGUUUUUGGGGCCUGCAAGAUUUGCGAACCACGACUGUAAUGCCAAUGCGAAACUAGUCACGAGGGGUUUCGAGAGCAUGGAAGUGGUCGCCACCCAGGAUAUUGACAUUGGAGAUGAAAUAACAGUCUCAUAUGGCGACAACUACUUUGGUGAGGAUAACUGCGAAUGCCUUUGCCAUAGCUGCGAAAUAGCACAGCGUAACGGCUGGUCGUCCCCAACCGCCUCACGUGUCAACAGCUGGGUGCACAGCUCAUCUGAAUUUGCUGAUGCGUCAGAGAACCCACCCAGCUCUUCGAAUGGAUGCGAAAAGCACGAGCUGGAAACGGAUUCCGAAUCCUCCGAUGGUUUUCUAGGAAAGAGAAGGAAAGUUGAGCGGAAAUCUUCGAAUUUGCGGCUUCAGGAAUCUGUAGAUGAUACAGUGGGUGUCGAUGCAAAGCCAAACCAGGGAUCACCUUCACCAGUGACGAAUACGUGCUCGCCACUCGCCGGAAACGCGGAAGAAUCCAACGAUUCCACUCUGCCCGGAGGUAAUAGCACGAAGAAUAAAUGCAGUACAGCCGAUAUUCCACUUUGCGAUGAAGAAGUAUCAACGGCUUGUCGGGCGUCAAGAGAUACUUCUAUCGAAAAUAGUAGUGGUCAAUCGUCUGGAUCGACUGCCGCAACAUCUUGUCCUGGAUCUGGCGACCAGGCGCCACUUGCACCGGAGACCGAGGAUUCAACUACAAAUGAACCAGGAAAGACUGAAAAGAUACCCGAACUACAACUUAAACCUCCAUUUCCUCAAAUAAUUCUUGGAGAUUCCGAAACAGAUCUAUCGGAUCUAUCCACGGUAUCCGAACCAGUUGAAUCAGAAGCUACAAAUGAUGCCCCUAGACCUAAACGGAAAUACAAAAAACGCGGCCUUCCAUUACCGGUCGUUGAGGAACCUCCAAUAUUUAAGGAGAAGCUUAUUUUACAAGAAAAGAAUGUCCACGUUGUGAACGGCAUUCUAAAUUAUAUGGAUAUCGAUGGCCCAAAACUGAUAAGGAGGGUAGGCGUGACAAAGAAGAACGGGUAA